AUGAAUUUAUAUUUAUUAUUAUUCGCGAUAAUAAAUUUCGUACAAUGGAUCGAUCAGACUUACGGAAAAUUCGAAGAUUACGACUACGACGACAACGACAACAGCAACAGCUACAGCUACAGAAACGACGACGACGACGGUAACAACAACUCGUCUUUUUCGUCUCAAAACCUUUUUCAACCCGCCAUCAUUGACGGAACUCUCGCUUCGCUCACCGACUAUCCCUUCGCCGUGAGAUUAUACGGAUUCGUGAGAACGGGAUAUACAUCCUGCACCGGAUCCGCCGUGCACAAGAGAUUAAUUUUAACGGCGGCUCACUGCGUCAGCAAGAAGGGAUCAUACAUCGUCGUGACCGGAUCUCCGGAUCAUUCGGACUACGUCAAAGGGCGUAACAUGAAACAAUACGCGAGGUACAAAGUCACCCAAAGGUACAUUCAUCCCCUCUACUCCGACGAAUUGCACAUUCACGACGUUGCCGUCAUCAAAUUGGGACGAGAAAUCGUCGAUAAUAAAGUCAUUCCCGUCAACGUGAGCUACGACGAAAUCGUCGGCGUCGAAAACGCGACCAUACUCGGAUGGGGAGGAAUCCUUCACAACGCUCGAAAUAACAGGUUAUACGAAAAACAAAUGCAGAUCCAACCGUGCAGGGUCAAGGGACCCCCGAAAAACGACUACGAGUAUUUGUGUCUCAUCGGUCACGGCAUAUGUCGCGGUGAUUCCGGAGGACCCCUCCUCAUCAACGGUUCCGUUUACGGAGUCGCGUCAUUUUUGGAAAGCAAAACCCGGUACACGAGAGGAGCCCCCCUCAAAUGCGUUCCCGAAUCCGCUUACUAUUACGCGUCCAUGUCGGUGGAAAAAUCAUUCGUACAGGACACCAUAUUGAAAAACACCGGAAGUAGAAAAAUAUCCAUUUUUUACAAUUUAUACGAAUUUACGCUUUGA
This is a messenger RNA of Pediculus humanus corporis (human body louse), 942 nucleotides long. Its product is annotated as chymotrypsin, putative. The coding region runs from base 1 to 942 and encodes 313 amino acids. Gene Ontology annotation, molecular function: serine-type endopeptidase activity. Lineage: Eukaryota; Metazoa; Arthropoda; Insecta; Psocodea; Pediculidae. The record is from RefSeq and is a predicted model, not a curated record. The transcript is spliced from 2 exons. Gene Ontology annotation, biological process: proteolysis.